GCUUUACAGUUACGUUUUUGAAGCAAUUUAAUUUCAGUUACAUGGGUAAUCGAGAAUAGGUUAAAUGUAGAGGCUGACAACAGUGUCUUAAAAUAGUUUGUUACUUCGAUUAUCAUUGUUAACAUUCUUUAAACGUUUAUUUUACGGUCAGUGACAUUUGAAGUUGACAAGGUUAUUUGGAAUACUUGUUUACGGAACGGCAACAAUAUGACACAACCUAAUAUCACCGCAGCUGCAAAUAUUCCAACAACAACCUUUACAUUUAGAGCCACAGGUGCUGGAGAUGCAUUAAAACCAACAGGAUUUUCAUUGAUACAGUCACCAGCACAAAAUAAACCUGGUCUUAUGUUUGGUCCUGGGUUGAGUACUACACCAGUUCAGGGGACUGGGUUUGGUUUUGGGACACCUGCUGCAGCUCCUGUUAAUACUGCAAUACCACAAACAUCUGGAUUAACUUUUGGCACAAGUGUAGCUGCAAAUACUGGGAUAACUCCCGGUGCAACUAAUAUUGUAUCACCUAAAGCUUUUCCCGCACCAGCACCAGUUGGAAGUACUCCAAGUUUUAGUUUAGGAGGCACCCCCACUGCCACAACAACAGCACCACCUGCAUCAGGUUUUGGAGCCAAACCACUUACAGGUGGAUUUUCCUUGGGUGGUGGUCUAGCUGCUUCAACUGCUCCCACAACUGGUUUAACAUUUGGGACAUCAAACACAAUAGCAGCAGGCACUGGAUUUACUCUUGGUACAGCACCUGCUGCAACAACAACAACAGCUACAACAACUACAGCAGCAGCAGGUUUCUCUUUAAGUUCAAGUGGAACAACUUCUACAGCCACAGGAUUUACCUUUGGUACAGGAACAACUGCAGCAACUACAACAGGGUUCUCUUUAAACAAAACUUCUACCACUCCCAGCCUCACAACUCCUAGUACUCAACUGUCAUUAGGUACAACUACUACAGUAACUUCAUCCGCAAGUGUAGCAAGCCAUCCAGCUUCUAUAAAUUCAUUUGAAGACUCUAUCAAUAAAUGGACUUUAGAAUUGGAAGAACAGGAAAAGGUAUUUGUCAAUCAAGCUGCACAGGUAAAUGCUUGGGACAAAUUGCUUAUAACUAACGGAGAAAAAAUAGUCGGACUUAAUCAAGAAGUUGAAAGAGUGAAAAUUGAGCAGCAACAAUUGGAGCACGAAUUAGAUUAUGUUGUUGGCCAACAAAAGGAAUUGCAAGAUUGUUUAGUACCACUGGAAAAAGAAUUAGCGUCACUUUCGGUUUCGGACCCAGAAAGAGAAUACACUUACCGUUUAGCAGAAGACCUCGAUACUCAACUAAAACGAAUGUCGGAAGAUUUGAAGGAAAUUAUAGAACACUUAAAUCAAGCCAAUCGUACUCAAGACUCUAGCGAUCCAAUCGUUCAAAUUGGUAAAAUAUUGAACGCGCACAUGAAUAGUUUGCAAUGGUUAGACCAACAAACAGCCUUACUUAAUCAGAAAAUACAACAGAUUGAUCAGAUGCAUCAAAACUUUAGACAGGAAAAUGAACGAAGUUUCAAUUUAGCGUAUAAUUAAUUCUAAUUACCGAAUAACCGUUCAGUGCAGAGUUUGUACACUUCUUUGCGAAACGCCCACUUUAUGGCAAUUGUUUUUAUGCAUUAAGAAGGAAAAAGGAAUAAAGUAAGGGAAGACAAAUUAUAUAAAAAA
Dufourea novaeangliae is the source of this 1695-nucleotide messenger RNA. RefSeq names its product nuclear pore glycoprotein p62 (gene Nup62). The transcript has 6 exons. Gene Ontology annotation, biological process: protein import into nucleus; RNA export from nucleus. The record is from RefSeq and is a predicted model, not a curated record. Lineage: Eukaryota; Metazoa; Arthropoda; Insecta; Hymenoptera; Halictidae. Gene Ontology annotation, cellular component: nuclear pore; nuclear pore central transport channel. Gene Ontology annotation, molecular function: phospholipid binding; structural constituent of nuclear pore. The coding region runs from base 208 to 1563 and encodes 451 amino acids.